Messenger RNA from Lotus japonicus, 3428 nucleotides. RefSeq names its product protein MEI2-like 2. Gene Ontology annotation, molecular function: RNA binding. The transcript is spliced from 12 exons. The coding region runs from base 278 to 2824 and encodes 848 amino acids. Lineage: Eukaryota; Viridiplantae; Streptophyta; Magnoliopsida; Fabales; Fabaceae. The record is from RefSeq and is a predicted model, not a curated record.
UCAUUUUCCUCUGUGUUUUUCUUUUUCUGACUGAUUUUCCGGGAAAAUUUCUCUCACUUUUACUCUCUGGUUUCCCGGCGACAGAGGAGGAAGUAGAAGAGUAGAAGGAAGAAAUUUCUCUGCUUCUACGGAAACUCUUUUUUCUCUUCCCUUCUUCCCUUCUCAACUUCCGUGAUCAACUCAAUUUCUUCAACAACCCCCUUCCAUAACAAUCCUCCAUGAAUCCCCUCUAACCCCACCUGAGUUUUUCCCUUCUCCUCUGUCAAGUAGAAAGUAAAUGAAUAUGGACAAACUUCCUGGGGACUCUCUGCCAGCUCAUGGUCCAAUAAAAGUUGGAAGCAGUGCAUGGGGAAUACCACAUACAGCUAAUGUAUUGCAUGAUUCAAGUGAUGUUAGCUUGUUUUCCAGUUCACUGCCUGUUCUUCCGCAUGGAAAAUUAGUGAAUUCGACUGACUCUGAAGAUUAUGGUCGACCUGUUGAUGAUAGCUUGCUGACAUUAGAUAAAGAUCACAAAGAGGAAGAGGGGCAAGGUCCUUUUGAUGAUAUGGAAACCAAUGCAAUUGGAAACCUGCUUCCGGAUGAUGAAGAUGAGCUUUUAGCUGGGAUAAUGGAUGAUUUUGACCUUACUAGGUUACCCAUUCAAUUGGAGGAUUUGGAUGAAAAUGAUCUGUUUGCCAAUGGUGGGGGAUUUGAAAUGGACUUUGAACCACAAGACAGCCUUAGUAUUGGUCUGUCAAAGAUAAGCAUAUCAGAUGGACUUGCUUCGAGUGGUAUUGCACAGUAUGCAAUCCCGAAUGGGAUGGGAGCGGUGGCCGGGGAGCAUCCUUAUGGAGAGCAUCCGUCAAGGACACUAUUUGUUCGAAACAUCAACAGUAAUGUUGAGGACUCUGAACUAAGAAUACUAUUUGAGCAAUAUGGGGAUAUCAGAACGUUGUACACAGCAUGCAAGCAUAGGGGCUUUGUGAUGAUAUCUUACUAUGACAUUCGAGCUGCUCGUACUGCAAUGCGCGCUUUACAAAACAAACCUUUGAGACGAAGAAAACUUGAUAUUCAUUUUUCAAUUCCCAAGGAUAACCCCUCGGAAAAAGAUAUAAACCAAGGAACCCUUGUAGUGUUCAAUUUGGAUCCAUCAGUAUCAAAUGAUGACCUUCGUCAAAUAUUUGGGGCUUAUGGUGAGGUCAAGGAGAUCAGGGAAACACCACAUAAGAGGCACCACAAAUUUAUUGAGUUUUAUGAUGUUAGAGCAGCAGAGGCAGCUCUUAAAGCAUUAAAUCGAAGUGACAUUGCCGGGAAACGCAUAAAACUUGAACCCAGUCGCCCUGGUGGAGCACGUAGAAACUUGAUGCAACAACUGAGUCAAGAACUGGAACAAGAUGAAACUCGCACUUUUAGGCAUCAAGUAGGUUCACCUCUGGCCAAUUCUCCUCCUGGUAACUGGGCACAUUUUGGUAGUCCAAUUGAACCUAAUCCAUUAGGCUCUUUUAGCAAGUCUCCUGGUUUGGGUCAUGCAAGCCCUAUGAGUACCAACCAUUUGUCAGGAUUGGCUGCUCUUCUUUCCCCACAUACAUCAAGCCCUACCAAGGUUGCACCCAUUGGGAAGGACCCUCGAAGGGUUACACAUCAGUUGUUCGCUAACUCUGGAUCAACACUAGGAGCAGCUUUUCAGCAUUCUAUGUCAUUUCCCGAGCAAAAAGUAAAUGCAACUCCUAGACCUACAUCUACGUUUGGUGAAUCACAUUCAAGUUCAUCAAGUAUUGGAACACUGUCUGGUCCUCAAUUUCUUUGGGGAAGCCCGACUCCGUAUUCGGAGCAUCCAAAGACAUCUGCCUGGUCUUCUUCUUCUCUGGGACAUCCAUUUACAUCUAGUGACCGAAGGCAGGGAUUCCCAUAUACUAGUCAUCACAGUCCUUUUCUUGGCUCCCAGCAACAUCAUCAGGUAGGGUCUGCUCCAUCUGGCCUUCCUCUUGAUAGGCAUUUUAGCUACUUCCCGGAGUCACCUGAUGCUUCUCUCAUGAGCCCCGUUGGUUUUGGGAAUUUAAACCACGGUGAUGGGAAUUUUAUGGUGAACAUGGGUGCUCGUGCAUCUGUUGGAGUUAGUGUUGGCCUUUCAGGAACUAAUACUGAAAUUAUUUCACCUAAUUUCCGAAUGAUGUCACCACUGCCUAGGCAUGGUUCAUUGUUCCUUGGGAAUGGUUCCUAUACUGGACCAGGAGCAACUACUAUUGAGGGGUUGGCUGAACGUGCACGAAGUAGACGUCCUGACAAUAAUGGGAAUCAAAUGGAUAGUAAGAAGCUGUAUCAGCUUGAUCUAGAAAAAAUCAUCAGCGGUGAAGAUACAAGGACUACUUUAAUGAUUAAAAACAUUCCUAACAAGUACACUUCAAAGAUGCUGCUUGCUGCUAUUGAUGAGAAUCACUGCGGGACUUAUGACUUCGUCUACUUGCCAAUUGACUUUAAGAACAAGUGUAAUGUGGGUUAUGCUUUCAUCAAUAUGGUGUCUCCUUCACACAUCGUCCCCUUCUUUAAGGCAUUUAAUGGGAAGAAAUGGGAGAAAUUUAAUAGUGAAAAAGUUGCUUCGCUAGCAUAUGCACGGAUACAAGGAAAGGCUGCGCUUGUGAUGCAUUUUCAGAACUCAAGCUUAAUGAAUGAGGACAAGCGGUGCCGACCUAUUCUCUUUCAUUCAGAGGGCCAAGGUACUGGUGACCAGGAACAUCUUCUGUCCAGCAAUUUGAAUAUCUGCAUUCGUCAACCGGAUGGGUCGUACACAGGUGAUUUGUUGGAGAGCCCAAAGGGCAAUUUGGAUGAGAAGCUAGAGAAAGAUUAACCAUUUGUUAGAGAUAUAUUGUUCCUAGCCGUAAUAAAUGGGGCUAGGAGUGCUAACUAGUGCAUAGGCAAUCUUAAGGUGUACAAAACCAAUUCAUCAAAAAAACCAAAACAAAAAAAAAGUUGUAUAAAAGUGAAAAAGAGCACCCCAGUUAUCAAGUGGGAAGAGACUGUGGAUAUGUCAAUAGUUCAUAAUAAUGUUAUAAAAUGCAGAGAUGUGGAUGAUGUGCAGAGAAACAAGAAUUGUUAUACUGCCAGCGGAAAGGAAUAACUUGGAGUGUGUUUUGCUGGAUGGUAAGUUUCUACAGCAGCAGCAGCAUGCAUGCCAAAUUGUGCAGGAUAUGACUCUGUCUGGGAUUUGUUAUUUUUUUCUCCUUGCUGAGGCUGGUGUUGCCUUUUGCGGAUGUCUCUAUUGUGUAUAUGGAAAAAGCAAAAAAAUGUUCCAGUUUCUGGAAAAUAGUUUGUACAUAAGGGUAAACAUGGAACUAUCAUGUUUGUCAGUCCUUGUUUUAUGGAGUCAAAAUUGUGGUCUGUAAAGAUGUAAACCUGGUACCUCCUGUCAUUUAUUUUAAACUAUUGUUCAUGACAGUCUAAAUACUUUGAAA